Aureobasidium melanogenum CBS 110374 is the source of this 1077-nucleotide messenger RNA. RefSeq lists its product as uncharacterized. The record is from RefSeq and is a predicted model, not a curated record. The transcript has a single exon. Bases 1 to 1077 code for a protein of 358 amino acids. NCBI's taxonomy places the organism in Eukaryota, Fungi, Ascomycota, Dothideomycetes, Dothideales, Saccotheciaceae.
AUGACUUCAGGCCCACCAGUUCAACUACCUCCAAUCGCGAUUGGCGUCCUUAACAACAUACUCUGCCAUGAAUCGGCUCGAGUAGAAGUAUACUUCCUCUCAUCUUCGACUCUAUCACCGGCGUCACUUAGUUCAACUUGUGCCUCUUUGACAGAGUCUUACGUACAUGAUCUACUAGGAGAUGAACAGGUGGAAGACUAUCACCAGUUCCUCACGCCUAUCUUGACACCUUUCGCUUGUGUUCCAGACUGCAUCGAACACCACUUUGAUGGCCUAGAUAAAUGGCUCCUCGGACACCCGACGUCAGAAGAGGCAUCAACCGUCUAUCCUCAUGGCAUCCUUGUGUUUGACAAGGAUGAGCAAGAAGCAUUGCUUGUCCACGUCGACCAAAUUAACAAGGGAUGGCAUGUAGGAUCGAUCUACCUGCCUAUAGUCGAUCUAGGAGCGGAUAUCACCAGCCUUUUGCUCGGGGAUGAGUUCUUUGGAGACUUAUGCAAUAGGAAUAACGUUCAGGUGCCUCAAAACAAUCCUGAUAUCGACGAAAACUACAAGGAGCAUCAGAAGGAUGAGACCGGCGCAUGGAAGAACAAUCCGCCUCGUUUCGCUGUCUUCUCAACAGGAUGGAGCCAUGCGCUUCCUGUAGAAGGCAUGCUAGACGAUCAACACGCGGAUGCAUCCCUUGGUCAUGGCGAUGCCAAUCUUUACUCUCUCUCUGGAUCGCACUAUCUUGGGGAAAAAGAACAACUCAGAGCACAAUUCCCUGCGUAUGUUGCUGCUGACCAGAGAGGCGAAUGGAGGCAUGAAGGCAAAGGACCGUGUGCUUCUUGCAGGCCUCUGCACAAAAAUGUCUUCAUCGAAGUCGACAAUGCUGAACCACAGUCCAAAGGUGUCUUGGUCUGUACGAUGAAUUGGGAUGGCAAAACAAAUGACAAAGGUGACGAACAGCUAGCCGACGUAGGAAAGAAUGCAAAGAUUGAGACCAAGAGAGUAGGCGUCGCUUUUGCAGUGGCCACAGCGAAGGCCAUAUCCUCGAAUCUGGCAGAUCAGAAACCUCAAGACUGGCAGGAGAAGAUCUAG